AUGAAUUUUCCGGAGGAAAAUGGUUAUUCAAAUAACAGGGCUCCACGUGGGAGCCCUAUGAAUGGUGUGACCAUUAAACAGGCUUAUAAUGAUGGUGGUCUCAAAGCUGGUGCAGCAAAUGCCCUAAGACUAGCUUACCGUGUGCUGUCUCGCCGCAAAGCAGCAGAAGAGGGCGUGGCCAGACUAGCUCGUGUGCUGUCGGCGUUGGACUUAACAGCUUUGGGAGUCGGUAGCACACUUGGUGUUGGCGUGUAUGUGCUCGCCGGCGACGUGGCUAAGAAUUAUGCUGGACCAGCUGUGGUGCUUUCGUUUCUGUUGGCGGCCGUUGCUAGUGUUUUCGCUGGUCUAUGCUAUGCUGAGUUCGGUGCACGUGUACCCAAAGCCGGGUCAGCGUAUGUCUACAGUUACGUGUGCGUCGGGGAAUUUAUCGCGUUCAUCAUCGGCUGGAAUCUUAUACUCGAAUAUAUUAUUGGAGCCGCGUCAGUGACGAAAGCACUGAGCGAGUAUCUGGACUCGCUGCUAGACAAGGCUAUAUCCACUCGCCUUCUGGCGUGGAUGCCCAUGGACUCUCCACACCUCGCCAAGUAUCCAGAUGUCUUCGCUUUCACUGUCAUCAUGGUAUUCUCUGUGGCGCUCGCGUUCGGCGUGAAGGAAUCGACGAAGUUCAAUAACUUCUGCACCGGUGUCAACUUGUGCGUUGUUCUCUUCGUGAUCAUAUCUGGAUCGUUUAAAGCGGACACAAAGAACUGGCGUAUCCCCGCUUCGGAGGUACCGAAGUCCGAUACCAAGGACUUUGGCAGUGGGGGCUUCGCCCCUUAUGGUCUAGCCGGCAUCAUAAGGGGAGCUGCUGUAUGCUUUUAUGGAUUCAUUGGCUUUGACUGCGUAGCGACAGCCGGCGAAGAAGCCCGACGGCCACAGAAGACAAUCCCCUUCGCAGUAGUCGCGUCCUUGUUGAUUGUGUUUUUGGCCUACUGCGGGGUAUCGUCUGUGCUCACGCUUAUGUUGCCCUACUAUAUGCAGGACGAAAAAGCCCCCUUCCCCUUCGUCUACGACCAGCUGGGGUGGAGUUGGGCGAAGUAUGCUGUCAGUGUUGGUGCUAUUUGCGCGCUGUGUUCAAGUCUGUUGGGCGCCGUGUUUCCACUCCCGCGCAUCAUCUACGCGAUGUCGUCCGACGGUCUCCUGUUCCAGUUUAUGGGUCGAGUCAGUGAGAAAUACCAAACACCACUAGUCGGGACAGUCGUCGCUGGAUUGUUUACAGGUACCCUGGCGAUGGUCUUCGAACUGGAACAACUCAUCCAUAUGAUGUCAAUUGGGACUUUGUUGGCUUAUUCCAUGGUUGCUUCCUGCGUUCUACUCUUGAGAUAUGAACGGAGUCAAAGCGUCCAUCGUGCUUCCGAACCUCUCCAGCUGUCCGUCCGUGGUUGCGGGAGACAGCUUUUGAAUCUAGACGGCGCUACUGUGCCGACACGCCUAAGCGCAGCCACUGUAGCGGUCCUUGUGAGCUUAUAUGGCGUCUGGUGCUUUAUCACGAUGGGCAGCAUCAAUUCUUACGGAGACGCGAUUCUAGCCGGCGAGGUGGGCCCGACCGUUGCGCUGGGGUCGGGUUCGGUGCUCGUCGUGGGCACUCUUCUUGCGAUAUCGCGGCAACCGGUCUCGGAGAAGAAACUCGCCUUUUCGGUUCCGUUAGUGCCCUGGUUACCGGGUCUUAGUAUCCUAAUCAACGUGUACUUAAUGCUCAACCUCGAUUACAUGACCUGGGUUCGAUUCUCCGUCUGGCUAGCUGCUGGUCUUCUGAUCUACCUCACAUAUGGUGCGUGGCACAGCUCCGAGCGUAGAAGGAACCAGGACUCCGUGCAGCUAGCUGAGCUGCACAACGACAGCCAAACGGCUCUCCUGCAGCACGCUAACAUUACCCACGCACUUGGCUGA
This is a messenger RNA of Leptosia nina, 1929 nucleotides long. The record is from the annotation of a GenBank genome assembly. NCBI's taxonomy places the organism in Eukaryota, Metazoa, Arthropoda, Insecta, Lepidoptera, Pieridae.